ACGUUUUAAAAAUUCAGCAGGCGCUGUCGGCAGUUGGCUCACUCCUGCGAGAAGAAAAUCCGUUGUUGUGGAGAGGAAGAAAGGCGAACAAGAAUUUUAAGGGACGUAAUCGUUUCAAAAACAGGAGCGUCAACCCCAAAUAUUGCGGGUGUUUGUAUUUCCAGCUCGUUCGUGGUCGUGUGCUUUAGCUAACAUGGCUUGUGGAGCUACGUUAAAGCGGUCGAUGGAGUUUGAGGCCCUCCUCAGCCCUCAGUCUCCUAAGCGGAGAAGGUGCAAUCCACUACCGGGGACGCCGAGUACUCCAUCCCCGCAAAGAUGCAACCUCCGACCCCCAGUCGACAGCCCAACACAUUCUGUGUCGCCCCAGCCCAUCGGAGGGGAACACAGGCUUACUCCAGAGCAAAUCUUCCAGAACCUCCGUCAGGAGUACAGUCGGAUCCAGAGGCGGCGGCAGCUGGAAGGAGCCUUCAACCAGGCCGAGGCCUGCAGCUCCAGCGACGCCCCCAGUCCCAGCUCCUCCCUCGCCGCUCCCAGCUCCCCACCAGGUGCCUCAAGGAAGGACCAGCCCUCGUUCACACUGAGGCAGGUUAGCCUCUUGUGCGAGCGCCUCCUCAAAGACCACGAGGAGAAGAUCCGGGAGGAGUACGAACAAAUCCUUAACACAAAACUUGCAGAACAAUAUGAAUCUUUUGUGAAAUUCACACAAGACCAGAUAAUGCGAAGAUACGGAGCUCGGCCUGCGAGUUAUGUCUCCUGAGCUCACAACAACGUGAUCCCAGCUUCCUCUCCAAGAUGGGUACUCUUCUACUGCCUCCUCCUCCACAGUUGAUUUACAUUUUAUUCCCCUAAUGCAUCUCUCCUCCCUUUUUUGUUUGGGUGCCAUGGUUUUAUCUACUUUUAUCAAUUUUUUUCCCUUUUUUUUCAAAACUAUUGCUGCUGGCCAAAAUCAGAAGAAUCUUAAAAUGAUCAAUGAACUCCACUUUCUUUAUUUUUCUUUUUUUGCUGUCAAUAUGCUCAUUCCAGCUCUACUGAAGAAAAUCUGAUGUUUUAAAGUUUCUGCUGGCGCUGUAGACAACGCUUUUUUCUUUUUACUUUUUUUUUUUUUUUUGCUUGUGAUCAUCCUAAUAUAAACCUCCAACAGCUCUAUUUAAUGGAGCUUGUGCUUUUCACUUUGUACCAUGCCCCCCCCACCCUCUUCCUCACAGCUCUUAACCUGAGAAUGUGGAUUUUUCUCCCUUUUGAAGAAAAAUAAAUAAAACUUCUGUGACUAAAA
Molecule: messenger RNA, 1273 nt
Organism: Oryzias melastigma (Indian medaka)
Lineage: Eukaryota; Metazoa; Chordata; Actinopteri; Beloniformes; Adrianichthyidae
Gene: akirin1
Product: akirin 1
Exons: 5
Coding region: 194-757 (187 amino acids)
Biological process (GO): negative regulation of skeletal muscle satellite cell proliferation; positive regulation of myoblast differentiation; positive regulation of macrophage chemotaxis
Cellular component (GO): nucleus; chromatin
Molecular function (GO): transcription coregulator activity
Source: RefSeq, a predicted model, not a curated record